This is a messenger RNA of Staurois parvus, 560 nucleotides long. The record is from the annotation of a GenBank genome assembly. NCBI's taxonomy places the organism in Eukaryota, Metazoa, Chordata, Amphibia, Anura, Ranidae.
ACCAGAUAAGGACCUAGAAUACACUAUAUUGCCAAAAGUAUUGGGACAGCCCUCCAAAUCAUUGGAUUCAGGUGUUCCAAUCACCUCCCUGGCCACAGGUGUAUGAAAUCAAGCCUCAUAGGCAUGCAGACUGCUACUACAAACAUUUGUGAAAGAAUGGGUCACUCUCAGGAGCUUAGUGAAUUCAAGCGUGGUACCGUGAUAGGUUGCCACCUGUGCAAUAAGUCCAUUCAUGAAAUUUCCUUGCUACUAAAUAUUCCACGGUCAACUGUUAGUGGUAUUAUAACAAAGUGGAAGCAACUGGGAACAACAGCAACUCAGCCAUGAAGUGGUAGGCCGCAUAAAAUGACAGAGUGGAGGGUGAGCACAUGCGGAAGCACACAGUGCGCAGAAAUUGCCAACUGUCUGCAGAGUCAAUAGCUAAAAGACCUCCAAAUUUUGUGUGGCCUUCAGAUUAGCACAACAGUGCGUAGAGAGCUUCAUGGAAUGGGUUUCCAUGGCCGAGCAGCUGCAUCCAGCCUUACAUCACCAAGUGAAAUGCAAAGCGUCGGAUGCAGUGG